Spirodela intermedia is the source of this 614-nucleotide messenger RNA. Lineage: Eukaryota; Viridiplantae; Streptophyta; Magnoliopsida; Alismatales; Araceae. The record is from the annotation of a GenBank genome assembly.
AUGGAAAAGAUUAGGCAAGUAGACUUUAUGAUGCUUUGUGGGCUUAUAGGACUGCAUAUAAAACACCUUUAGGUAUGUCCCCAUAUAAAGUUGUGUAUGGGAAAGCUUGCCAUCUUCUUGUGGAAAUUAAGCAUAAAGCAUAUUGUCUUAUUAAGAAACUUAAUCUCUCUUUAGAUGAUGCAGGGAAGAGUCAACUUUUGCAGCUCCAUGAACUCCAAAAACUGAGGAAUGAGGCCUAUGAGAAUUCACUCAUAUACAAGUCAAGGAUGCAGCACUUUCAUGACAAAGUCUUGAAAAGAAGAAACCUGUAUGAAAAUUAGAAAGUGUGGCUGUAUAACUCACAUUUGAAAUUAUUUCUAGGGAAGUUGAAGUCAAGAUGGGAUGGACCUUAUAUUAUUAAUGAACUUUUUGAUUUUGGCGUAGUUCUCAUCAUGGAUCCAAAGACAGGGAAAUCUUUUACUGUGAAUAGUCAAAGGUUGAAGCAGUAUGUAGGAGCUGAUCAGAUGCUUGAGCCUCAAGUCACCAUGCUUGAGGACCUGCUAGAUCCCUCCUUGCAUCCAGCCCCUUCCACAUCCACCUUAGUGACAAACUUUGAGAAGCUUUCUUUUUAUUAG